AUUUGUUCGGGUGUAUUUUCAAACUCGCAGUAAAUUGCUCUGAAUAUUUUUUUCUUUAGUUAUUAUUAUUUAACUUCUGCGGGAUUUACACCUGAAAAUAUCAAAAAUCCAACCAUCUAAUCGCAACACAACACUCGCAAGGCAUUAAAUUCCUCCUGAAAUUGCCUGAAAAGUGACAAAAAGAAAGUGAAAAUUGAAUUAAUUCCCGUACAUCUACACAAAGAGGCAAAAAAAAAUAAUAAUAAAAAUAAAUAAAAUUCUACGACUCAAAAAUAACAAGUCUCCGAGAAUAUUUAAAACGUAGUAAAUCUCAAAUGAACCCGGAAUAGUUAGCAAUAAAAUAAAAUAAAAUAUUUUUAAUAAUGGAUGAUACAGAUUCAGGUCAAGUUCCCGAAGAACAAUUGGAUCCGAGGAUACAGAUCGAACUGGAGAACCUGAAUACAGCAACAGAUGGGAUCAAUAAACUGGAAAUUGAACUUGAGGAAGCGAAUGCAACUUUCAAUAUUUUACUAAAUGAAUCAACGAGGAGACUUAAGCUGUUGGUCAAGAAGCUGGGUUCUUCAAUUGAGAAAGCAAGGCCUUAUCACGAAGCUGUUGAAGCAGCAAGAAAAGCACAAAUUGAAUGUCAAUCAGCUGCGGUGAAAUAUCAACGUGCUAAUGAAAUCCAUGCAGCUGCAAAAGAAACUGUCGCAUUGGCGGAACAACGUUUCAUGAGCAACUCUCACGAAUGGCAGUUCGAUAAUGCGUGGCAAGAAAUGCUCAACCAUGCUACACUCAAGGUAAUGGAAGCUGAAAAGAACAAGGCUGAAACAGUAGCUGAACAUCAACGAAGAGCUGCAGUUUUUAGUGCGGCGGAAAAACGUGUUCAAGAAUUAGAAGACAAAUAUCGCGGAUCUAUCAACAAAUCACGUCGAUAUUUCGAGGAGAAACAAGUGUGUCAAGAUCAGUUGGAAACGCAAAAAGGCAGAAUUCAACAACUUCAGGCACAAUUACAGGCUUGCAAGACAGCGUAUGCGACAUCGUUGAGAAAUCUCGAACAAAUUAGCGAAGAUAUUCAUCGACAACGCGGCGAUUUGCACGAACCUCCUCCUCCGGGGCCUCGUCAACCGGGUGUUGGCUGUGAUAUCAGCGAGAUGACAAAAUCCGCUAACCGAAAAAUAAAUCAGACAAUGAACUCAUCUCUAUUGCCUCAAACGUUGCCCGAUUUUACGGCAGAAUUAGACAAAUGCGAGUAUCCGUCGACGACGAAUUCGACGGUAGCAAGUUCAGCUGUGAGUGAAAAGGAUCCCGACGAAGAAGAUCCGGAUGAUUUGGAUCUCGAGGAGUUGCGACAAAAGGUCAAAACACUCGCAGUUCGUCCCGUCGAAGGCGGCGAUGGACAACCCACAGAUACGACAAAUUGGGAACACGAACUUCACACAACUGUCGAUAAACUUGAUCAUCUUAUGAUGAUUCGCGAAUUGUCAGCGUCGCAAAAGAACACGAGCAGCUUACCGAAUAGCCCGAAACACAAAGCGUCGUCAACAGCUACAUUACCUUCCACACCAACGAAUCCUGCACUCAAACGUCUCGAGAAGGCGGAUCCGUUACCGCUUGCCAAUGUCUCAAUGUACAUGCUUCCAACCAGUGAUGUGCCAUCGACGCAACAACAAAGACGGCGCAAAUUGUCACAAUAAAUAUUUUUUAAGCAUUAACACUCACCGCGCGAUGUCAGCACAGAAACUCAGACUUUACAAGCAUUUACGAAUAGGGUGCUUUAUACUUUUUCUUCUACUUCUGUCUCUUCUUCUCUUUUAUGACGUCACGUUAUAGUUGAACGUUUGUUUGUUUGUUCAUGUAUUUAUUUCGUAUUUUGUCACAAAAAUAACAAAAAAUUUCUUUCGUAAAAAAAAUUUGAAUAAAUUAUAAUUUUUUUCUUCUCCAAAAUCCUCUCUCAAUUUUUGUUUGAGUUUUAUUUUCCUGAUAAACGUAGUUUUAGUUUAAUUUUAGUAAAAAAAAAAUUAAUGAUACAAUCCCAUCGCUCAUGAUUUUCAAAAUACCUAUUAAUUAAGUUUCCAGAUCUACUGAUAAACAAUAUAAAAAAAAAUAGAAAUUUUCUCGUACUCUCAACUUUUUAUGUCAAACCUACAAUAAUAUCUCAAUGUUAUUAUCACAUCUGAAAAAAAAGUAAAAAUAACAAAACAGCACAGAUACAGAAAAAAAAACUUAAAAUACGUAGCAAUAAUAAAAUUUACAGAAAAAAUAAUCAUUAACCAUACCUGACUCUUGUUAAUUUUACGUAUCACGAAAUCCGAAUAAAAAUAAGAAAUUGAAGAAAGUGCAAAAAGUAAUUUUAAAAGAAAUUGAAUUGAAGAAAUAGUUAAGAGCUUUAAUUGUGUAAAUUUAAUUGAUCGCUCUUUCAAAAGAUAUCUUUUUUAUUAAAGAGUGAGCGUAAAGAGUCUGAAAAUGUCUCGCAAAUAUAAGGGUUAGUUAGAGUUUAUUGAUAAAAGUAUUGAUCAAGCUUUGUUAUAGUCUUAAUUUUAAUUAAAGUUAAAAAAAUGAGAAAUUUGACAUUUUAAGAGAAAAAUACAAUAAAAAUGGUAAAAAUUAAUAAAAAUAGAGAAUUAAGAAUAUAAUGAGAACAUUUUAAAAGUUGUUUAUUUUGAAAUUGAUCU
Molecule: messenger RNA, 2654 nt
Organism: Culicoides brevitarsis
Lineage: Eukaryota; Metazoa; Arthropoda; Insecta; Diptera; Ceratopogonidae
Gene: pcs
Product: SH3 domain-binding protein 5 homolog
Exons: 4
Coding region: 363-1676 (437 amino acids)
Biological process (GO): negative regulation of protein tyrosine kinase activity; intracellular signal transduction
Cellular component (GO): cytoplasm
Molecular function (GO): protein kinase inhibitor activity
Source: RefSeq, a predicted model, not a curated record